AAACCCUCUCAAUUCAAAAAAGUGGAAAAGUAGCCACACAGUUAAUAGAACAUUGAUACGUCUAUCCCUACGAAAACAAGACAUUUGUAGCUUGGGUAUAAUACGUACGAUCAUCACCACCGAGUAAAGACACAUGUAUAUAUAGACUAAAUAUUCAGAUCAGAGUCAUAGAGAUUGAUAGGGUAGCUAGAGAAUGGAAUCUUUAAGUAGUAACAGGUCAUUAUCAUCAGACGAGAAGGGGGUGGAGACAGUGAUAGCAGGGAGCUAUGUUGAGAUGGAAAGAGUAGUAGAUGGAAAAGCUAAGGUGGAAGAGGCGGCGGCGGCGGACAUGAAGGCUAAGAUCUCGAAACUCUUCUGGCAUGGUGGCUCUGCUUAUGAUGCUUGGUUUAGCUGUGCUUCUAAUCAGGUGGCACAAGUGUUGCUGACGUUGCCAUACUCGUUUUCGCAGCUGGGGAUGGCGUCGGGCAUAGCAUUCCAACUCUUCUAUGGGGUGAUGGGAAGCUGGACGGCGUAUCUCAUUACCACCCUUUAUCUCGAGUUCCGUUCUAGAAAAGAACGUCAAAAGCUCCUUGAUUUCCGCAAUUCUAAUAAUCACGUCAUUCAGUGGUUUGAAGUACUGGAUGGGCUGCUGGGAAAGCAUUGGAGAAACGUGGGUUUGGCCUUUAAUUGCACUUUUCUUCUCUUUGGCUCUGUCAUUCAGCUCAUUGCAUGUGCUAGCAACAUAUAUUACAUAAAUGAUAAGCUGGACAAGAGGAGUUGGACGUACAUAUUUGGAGCAUGCUGUGCGACGACUGUGUUCAUCCCAUCUUUCCACAACUAUCGGAUUUGGUCUUUUCUUGGACUAUUGAUGACUUCUUACACCGCUUGGUACCUCACCCUUGCUUCCCUUCUCCAUGGUCAAGUGGAGGGGGUGAAGCAUUCAGGACCAACGAAACUGGUUCUAUACUUUACAGGGGCAACAAACAUUCUUUACACCUUCGGCGGACAUGCCGUCACUGUAGAGAUAAUGCAUGCAAUGUGGAAGCCACAGAAGUUUAAAGCAAUAUACAUGUGGGCAACCAUGUAUGUGUUAACCUUAACACUACCUUCAGCAGCUGCAGUGUAUUGGGCCUUUGGAGAUUUGCUGCUGGAACACUCCAAUGCCUUUUCUCUCCUCCCGAAGACGCCCUUCCGUGACGUGGCCGUCGUCCUCAUGCUCAUCCACCAGUUCAUUACCUUCGGGUUUGCCUCGACGCCCCUAUACUUUGUUUGGGAGAAGGCAAUAGGCAUCCACGGCUCGAAAACCGGCCUUUGCAAGCGGGCGUUCGCGAGAAUGCCCGUGGUCAUACCUAUUUGGUUCCUCGCCAUCGUCUUCCCUUUCUUCGGGCCCAUCAACUCCACUGUCGGGUCGCUUCUGGUUAGCUUCACCGUCUACAUCAUCCCCGCUCUUGCUCACAUCUUCACCUUCAAAUCACCGGAAGCUCGGGAGAAUGCGGUGGAGCAGCCGCCGAAAUACUUGGGAAGAUGGGCCGGGGCGUAUACCAUAAACAUAUUCAUAGUGGUGUGGGUGGUCAUUGUUGGGUUCGGGUUUGGUGGGUGGGCAAGCAUGCUCAAUUUCAUGCACCAAAUUGACACCUUUGGCCUCUUCACCAAGUGCUACCAAUGCCCUCACUCGGGUGCAGCCCCGCCUCCGCCGCCACUACACGCCUUUCUUAAUGCCACCGCUCCCGCGCCCGCCUAGCUAGUUCCACUGAUCAUCCAGUCGGCAAUGCCGCACCACCAUCGGCCACCACCGUUGAGUUAAUUUUAUUUCAUUUGUGUGACGAACUUAUGAGGGGGAAACAUUUUUGUGAGUUGUUAUCCCAAAAAGCUUGAUUAUGUUAGGCCUUAAUAUUGCAUGUUAUAUGUUUACCCUUUCAUGGUGUACAAUAUGAUGAUUUAAAUCCAUAUACAUUAUACAUGCACUACUAGUCUACAACCUAAUUAAUCCCCCACGCACGUACUCUCCAUGAGAUAGCUUCUAACUACUUUGAGAGUUGUACAAAGUACCGGAAAA
This is a messenger RNA of Cuscuta europaea, 2035 nucleotides long. The record is from the annotation of a GenBank genome assembly. NCBI's taxonomy places the organism in Eukaryota, Viridiplantae, Streptophyta, Magnoliopsida, Solanales, Convolvulaceae.